AGAGGCGAUACGCAAACACAGGCGAAAGGUGAAAGGGAAAAUUGUACAGGAGAGAAGAGAAAACAAAAGAAAAGAAAAAGGAGAAAAGGAGAGAGAGAGAGAGAGAGAGAGAGAGAGAGAGAGUCGUGGUGGGAGCGGAUUACUUUUGAUGCUUGAUUGGAUUCAAGGGAAUAAUCAAAAGAAGCUCUGAUUAUCGGGAAUUUGAACAGAUGGAUAACUUGUUGGCUCUUUCUCUCUGCUUUUCUCUUUGGAAAAACAAAAGAUUUUGGCAUGGAGUGGAACUGUACGGGUACUAAAAGUAGGAGAAGGUGUAGAAAAGGUGAAACAGUAAAUACUUUUGCGAAGAUAAUCAAAAUGAAGUGUCUGUGCUCCGGGGAGCAAAUGCAAACACUAGACGAAACGUUUCCAACAGUUCCUUCAUCCCAGUCCCUUGCUACCAAGGACUAUCCAAUAAGUGUGUUGUCUUCUAGUACUGGGGAGAUCACCAAGAAGCCGGACGCUGGCAAUAUAGAGGAAGCCGAGUUAUCUCUGCGCGAGACUACUUCUUUGAACUAUGAGGAGGCAAGAGCAUUAUUAGGAAGGAUUGAAUUUCAGAAAGGAAAUGUAGAAGCUGCUCUACAUGUGUUUGAAGGGAUAGAUAUUGCAUCAGCAACACCCAAGAUGAAAGCCACCCUUGCUGGAAGAGAAGAACGUCAUAAGAAACAUCCUAAAGACGUUACUGCUCCACAAAUGUCCAUACAUGCCGUGAGUUUGCUAUUUGAAGCAAUCUUUCUCAAAGCUAAAUCAUUACAACAUCUUAGAAAGUUUAAAGAAGCUGCUCAAGCUUGCAAAGUUAUUCUGGAUAUAGUUGAAUGUUCAUUACCAGAAGGCUUUCCCGAAAAUUUUAGUGCGGACCUAAAGUUGCAAGAGAUUAUAACCAAGGCUGUAGAGUUGCUUCCAGAAUUGUGGAAACAUGCUGAUUGUCCACAGGAAGCCAUCUUGUCGUACCGAAAGGCGCUUCUCAACCAUUGGAACCUUGAUGCAGAAACUACUGCAAAGAUUCAACUGGAUUUUUCCAUUUUUCUUUUAUAUUCCGGAUGUGAGGCAAGCUCUCCAACCCUCCGCUCCCAAAUGGAUAGUUCAUUCGUACCCAGAAACAAUAUAGAAGAAGCAAUUCUGCUCUUAAUGAUACUGCUGCGAAAAGUUUGUAUUAAAAGAAUUGAAUGGGAUCCGUCAAUAUUGGACCACCUUUCAUUUGCUCUAUCCAUAGCAGGAGAUUUACGGGCUUUGGCUAAACAAGUGGAAGAGUUGCCUCCUGGUAUUAUAAAUCGGAAAGAAAGAUAUCAUUUACUGGCUCUCUGUUAUUAUGGUGCAGGAGAAGAUUUGGUUGCUUUGGAUCUGUUUAGGAAGUUGCUGAGUAGUAGGGAGGAUCCAAAUUGUCUUCCAGCUUUAUUAAUGGCAUCAAAAAUUUGUUGUGAACACCCUCAUCUUGCAAAAGAGGGGUUAAGAUAUGCUUCCACAAUCCUUGAAAACUUGGAAGCUGGAUGUCAUCUGGUAGAAAGUACUGCCAAUUGUUUACUUGGUUUGUUGUUUGCAGCGCAUUCUAAAUCAGCCAUCAGUGAUUCUGAGAGGUUUACAAGGCAAUCUAAGGCACUUCAGGCCCUAGAGAAAGCUGGGAGAAUCACUGAAAUGAAGGACCCUGUUGUUCUUUACCACCUCAGCCUGGAAAAUGCAGAGCAGAGGAAGUUGGAUGCUGCUCUGUAUUAUGCAACAUCUAUGCUGAAGCUAGAAGGUGGAUCUAAUGUUAGAGGAUGGUUACUGCUGGCCCGUAUAUUAUCAGCCCAGAAGCAAUUUGCAGGUGCUGAAACUAUUAUUAGUGCUGCUCUGGAUCAGACAGGGAAAUGGGACCAAGGAGAAUUGCUGCGUACCAAGGCUAAGCUGCAGAUUGCACAGGGUCAACUAAAGCGUGCCAUCGAGACAUAUACUCAACUUCUUGCUAUUCUUCAAGUUCAGAGUAAAGGCUAUGGUUCUCAAAAGAAGCUUCAUAAGAGCCAUGCAAAGCCGUAUAGAAGUUUGGAGUUGGAAGUAUGGCAUGAUCUUGCUUAUGUCUACAUAAGUUUGUCACAGUGGGGAGAUGCUGAGGCCUGUCUUUCCAGAUCCGCAGCCAUCAGCCCUAACUCAGCAGCUAGAUUGCAUGCCACUGGUGAACUCCACAGAAGGAAAGGCCUUCACAAACAAGCACUGAUAGACUUUUCAAGGGCUCUUGACAUUGAUCCCAGCCAUGCUCCAAGCUUGAUAGCCAUAGCGGAGAUUCUUAGGGAAGCUGGCUGUCAACCAAAUGCUGUCGUCCGAAGCUUAUUGAUGAAUGCGCUGCGAUAUGACAGAACAAAUUCAUCUGCUUGGUAUAACCUUGCCCUCGUUCACAAAGCUGAGGGGACUGCAUCUUCCAUGCAAGAGGCAGCUGAAUGUUUCCAGGCUGCCGCAGUACUUCAAGAAUCCAUACCUAUCGAGCCCUUCAGAUGACUCUCUCCAAAACUGGAUACAAACUUUUCUUUCUUAUCUUUAUGGACCCGAGAAAAGAUACUGUUGCGAUUUUCUUUCCUUUCUUCUUCAUUUUCUUUUCUCACCACAGGUAUAUGUAGUUGCAUUUUGAUGUCGUAAUACAGAGGAAAUAGGAAUAAAAGAAAUAUUCUUGUAUAUGAAUGGCUUAUCUAGGGAAACAAAACUGGCAACAACCCAGGUUGCUGAAAAUGAAUGUGAUUGCAGUUAUACA
Molecule: messenger RNA, 2752 nt
Organism: Carica papaya (papaya)
Lineage: Eukaryota; Viridiplantae; Streptophyta; Magnoliopsida; Brassicales; Caricaceae
Gene: NPGR2
Product: no pollen germination related 2
Molecular function (GO): protein binding
Source: RefSeq, a predicted model, not a curated record